AGUUGGCUGCUGGGGAGAGCCUGGGUCCCUCUUCUUCCUUUCCUCUGUUAGGCGUUUAUGGAGCAGGGGAAAGGACUGAUGAAUGGGGGGAGAGAUUCCUUCCUUCCUUCCUUCCCUUUUCAGUGGGUGCAUCUGCACUGCCCAAGCAGAGCUCUCUGAAAGAGAAGACUGGAAAUCAAUUCAUAGAUGAGAAAGAGUCUAAAUAUAAAAGACAAUGCAGUUCCUAAAAUGUAUGUUUUGGAAAUGGUAACAAAUGAGCAUUUAGAGAGAGAACAUGGGAAAGUCAUAUUCUAUAUGACUAUGGCCACUUGACUGCUAUAAUUAGGCAAGUAAAGGAGGGAGAAAAAGAAACAUCCAAAUGUGGAGGAAUGGCUUCUUAAGUUGGAAACUGACAAACUGAUGCAAAUGUUAAAGCAGAAACUAUUAGAUAAAUUUGAAUUAGAAUGGGAAUCAUUAAUAACUUACUUUUAAAAAGCAUAGGGUUGUACUUGGCUUAUACUUAGAUAUAGUAAUAAAUGGAUGCUGGGGAAGUUUGAGACAUAUAAUUUUGGAGAUACAUGAUGCUACAAGAUUUAGAAGAAAUGAAAACUGAUCGGAUAAAAGAGAGGGGCGAAAUCUGGGAGAGUUCUGCCUUGAUCUGUUCAAAGACCCAUUUGGGUUUUGGACCAUCCAUGGGAACCUCAGCCCUUUCUUCCAGCAUCGCAUCUCCAAUGAGUUGAUCUUCUUUCUGUCUGCUUUCUUCACUGCCCAGCUCUCGCAUCCAUACAAGUGUUUCCACUUUCACGGGGGUCCUAUGCCCCUAACCCCAGCGAAUGUGGAGGGCCCACUGUACUUUCCAGACCUCAAAUAAGGGACAUGAUGAGGAACUCCUGGCAACCCUAGGUUCAUUCAUGGCUGCCUUCUCUUCCUCCUGAUCCCAGUGUUUUCAGGAGCCUUAUCUGCAAACAGCAGCCAACAGUUCCUUGACAGCAGAUCUUACAGAAACACUCACAGACUGCAAUACAGAGCGACCCGCCAUCUAAGCAAACCUCCAGGACCACUUUGACACAGUGGUUAAAAUCCUUUGCACAAGGUAAUAGAAUCAUUCCUCAAGGGAUUGCCAAAGGCCUCAUGUUGCAUAUUCUGGUCCUGUCCAUAGUCUUCCUCCACAAUGCUGUUGAUGGGAGUAUUUCCUGCUAUGAUGACUCUGGAAAGCCUGUGGAUUGGUUUAUUGUUUACAAGUUGCCACAACCCUGUCAUAGUCCCCCGACAGGGGGCAUGCAGUACAUGUACCAAGAUGAACAUACCCAGGGCUGGGUGCAAGGCAGGAGUCUGAUGAACACUACCAAGGGCGCUGUGGGCCAGACCCUGCAACAGCUGUACACAGAGGCAGUGCGGAGACAGGAGGAAGAAACAGCCUAUGUCCUGUACAAUGAUGCUCCUCCAAAAACUGUUUCUUCCAGUAACAAGGGCCAUACAAAAGGAGCCAUCCUUCUAGAUCGAACCCAGGGCUUCUGGCUUCUUCACAGCACUCCCCACUUCCCUCCCAGUCUAGAUGAAAAGGAGUAUGCUUGGCCUCACAGUGCACUGCACUAUGGGCAGACCUUUCUGUGUGUCACCUACCCAUACAGCCAGUUCAAAGAGAUUGGGAAUCAGUUGCUCUUCACUGAACCUGAAGUCUAUGAUUCCCGUGUGGAAGGUACUUUUGCCCAGGAUCUACCAGCCUUGCUGAAUGCCUCGAAGGGGCAGCAUGUCCAAAAGGAGCCGUGGAACUCCAGUGUCCCCCUGACGUCCCUGGGAGGCAAAGAAUUUGUCAGCUUUGCCAAAUUUCGCUUCUUCAGUGACGAUUUGUACUCUGGCUGGUUGGCCCAAGCUCUUGCCAGUGAUCUCUAUGUCGAGUUCUGGCACAGGUCUCGAGGGAUCUUGCCUUCCAACUGUUCCGGAGACUUCAGAGUCUACAAUGUGGAGGAAGUGGCCUUCCAGGAUCCAUCCAAGCACUUCCCCUCCACAUCAGACCAUUCCAAGUGGUGCGUGGGGACAGAGAGUGAUCCUGGCUGGGCCUGUGUUGGGGACAUGAACCGUAAUAAUGCAGAAGAACAGCGCGGGGGUGGCAUCAUCUGCUGUCGUGAUCCAGCUGUUUGGAAAGCCUUCCACUCCUUGGUACAGAAUUAUACUGACUGUGACGGUGCAGGGUGCCAUUCAUUAUGUGGGCUGUAAUAGUCCUAAGAGUCAUAGUCAUGUAAGGGGGGUGGGGUUCAAUGAACUAGGACAUGGGAAUAGGGAUGAGCUCAAGGAGUGGUGGGUGCUUAACUUCAGAUACUGUGUAGCAAGAAUUCAAACCUUGGUUCUUUUGGGAACAGAUUACCCUUCAGGUUGAGCCUCCCUUAUCUGGAAUUCCAAAAUCUGAAAUCCUCCAAAAUCUUUUUCAUGGGUAGCUGAGAUAGUGACACUUUUGGUUUCUGAUGGUUCAGUGUACACAAAAUUUGUUUCAUGCACAACAUUAUUGUGUAUAAAAUUAUAUUCAGGUUAUGUGUAUAAGGUGUGUAUGAAACGUAGGUGAAUUUUGUGUUUAGACUUGAGUCUCACAGCCAAGAUAUUUCAUUAGGUAUAUGGAAAAAUUCCAAAACCUGAUAAAAUCCAAAACACUUCUGGACCCAAGCAUUUCAAAUAAGGGAGACUGACCCUGUACUACUUUAUUUAACCAAGGUUUUGGUGGAAAUGAUCCCUGGGAUCAAAAUCCCUUGAUUUUCCAGCUAAGACCCCUUACCCUGUGUUUUCUAUGCUUUACAUUAUGCUCUCUUCCAUCAGUACCCCCACCCCCACCCCUGUUGUGAAAUACUUCCAGGGAAACCCACAUUUUGUCUGUUGCUUUUUUUAAAAAAAAACAAAUCAGUUUUCAAUGCUAAAUGUGAAUACAAGUUAGUGUGACAAAUAA
Messenger RNA from Sceloporus undulatus (fence lizard), 2914 nucleotides. It is a transcript of the gene DNASE2, whose product is annotated as deoxyribonuclease 2, lysosomal. Bases 1111 to 2196 code for a protein of 361 amino acids. The record is from RefSeq and is a predicted model, not a curated record. Gene Ontology annotation, biological process: apoptotic DNA fragmentation. NCBI's taxonomy places the organism in Eukaryota, Metazoa, Chordata, Lepidosauria, Squamata, Phrynosomatidae. Gene Ontology annotation, molecular function: deoxyribonuclease II activity. The transcript is spliced from 10 exons.